Molecule: messenger RNA, 2418 nt
Organism: Liolophura sinensis
Lineage: Eukaryota; Metazoa; Mollusca; Polyplacophora; Chitonida; Chitonidae
Exons: 3
Coding region: 836-1264 (142 amino acids)
Source: RefSeq, a predicted model, not a curated record
GGAACGACGUUUACAAUUUAUGACAGUUUAUGAAAGUUACUGAUUUCGCAUAUAUGCGCAUGACUUGAUAUCAUUUCACAUAUGUAGUAUCUCCUGACGUUUGCUGAUAAUAGACGUGCAGGGAUUAUAUCUCUCCGUGUUUUGUUUAAACUAUAAAGUAAACACACUCAGUGUGCCCCUCUAUAGCUUUGUACAUGCGGUGCAAGUAAUUCAUUGAAUAAACAAUAUUGUAUAAUUUUUUAGAGAUGUAUCAAGAUAUGAUGAAGCUAUGAACAGAGAUAUUUCUCAAGCACAAUACAGAUAACUAUAACUCGUGUCAAAAAGACCUGUACAUGUCUUGGAAACAUUUAACCGAAUUCCGCCGGGUGUUUUGAUAGAAACAUCCUGUUCAUACUCCACUCGUUAGCGCUGAAGAGCGGCAUACCCCACGGCAUCUUAGUUAAAUGAGACAUCAGAUCGAAAAUCUGCAUCACUGUGUUCAGGAAUAUUUGCAUCGAUGAAGAGGGAGGAGCAUUUAUAUGAGAAAGAGGAGCAUUUUUAUGAGAAAGAGGAACACUUUCACCACAUAAGAUAAGGGAAUAACUGAACUGCCUAACACAGAAGAAUACUUACAUUGCUUAAGUGUUGUAAGACUUACAUCACUUAAGAGAGAAGAAUAAUAUCGCUUAAGAGAAAGGAAUAUACUUGUAUCGCAUCUGGGAGAGAACAAUACUUGUAUCACGUAUGAGAGCGGAAUACUUUUAUCUCCAAACCAAGGCGUCUUGAAAAUUCACAUAGUUGUUUUCGUUGUGUACCUUUUACACCCAGUUAAGCCGGAAAAUUGAAUUCAUUCAAGAUGCUAUUGAAAUUGUUGCUGUUGGUCUUGAUAUGCUGUGUUCUAAUGCGCCGAUCCAUGGCCUCAUGGGAGGACGAAAACGGUGUUUGGUUCGGAGAACAGCGCAUAUCCUGCCUCCAACGUCGGAAGAGAGCUUUACUCCGACCUGCAUGGAACAUGGGCACACACAAACUGGUGGCGUUCCGGGGGCGGGUCUAUGAGUGGGGCUAUCACGGAACUUUCCGGAUCCGCCAGCCGUACCUGUCAGACUGUACAGAGCUAUGGGACGCCGUUCAGGCCGGAAUCAGCGGGUGUACACCCAGGGAUGCCCAGGAGUUCUCAGAGUCGUAUGCCGACCGUUACGGUGCAUUUGAUGUACAAAACAACAACAGUCACCAUUUUGCUAGCCGUCUGGUGGAAUUCCUACUCUCUGUUUGUAUUGCUAAAUGAAGACAAUGGUGUGUCACCCAGACACCGACGAUCUUACACUUUUGUGUGCAGUGUUCAGGCCCAUUUACACUCAUCGUAUAAUUAUGUGUAUACGUAAUUUCCAUUCUGAGCGAACAUUCUGUCUUCAACACAUCUAACAUUUCCUCUGUAGCACAUUGUCAGAAAUUUGCUGUCUAUUGCCGGAUGUAAGCUCGGAACAAUACAAUAUGUCGGCUUGACGACAGACUUACUUUUGAAUAUAAGCAAACAUACCAAAGGGGUUGGUGGAUCUAGAAACACUGGCACUGUUCAUUUGGAAAUACCUAUUAUACAUGUACAAGUGUUUGGAGAGGAAUCCAUUACGGAAGUAGUCUCAGACAUAUACCUAAAUCCCAGGAGGUCAUACCUUUUGUUACAAUUACUGACCUCGGUGUAUGAGAGAAAAGGAUAUUCAAGUUAUUCAAUACUAACUUUCAUCUUUUUUCACACACAAAUUAUGUGUUGUAUCUAUAAUAGUGUUUAAGAAUAAAUAGAAUAGAAAAACAAAUCAUGGCGAGGUAUUCAGCAAUCUCCUUGAUUCUUAGCUUGGCAUGACAGUGCGAAAACGUAGAAUCCUGAUACAGACUCAGUGUAUACAACCGAGACAGUAUUAUUUGUGAGCAAAUUUUGGUACAUAUAGCCGGUAUGAAUUCAUCUUCAUUUUUUCAAGUAAGACACUGCGCAUAUAUCUAUGUUUACUACCUUGAUUUAAUAGGUAAAAACAACUGAUCGACCCGAUUCAUUAGCUAAUGAAUAUUAACGUGAAUACAGUGGAGACGAAACAGCAGCGGCAUGCUCAAAUACAGGAUUGAUGUCAGGUUCAUUCAGAUAACACAAGCACUUUCCACUCCUUCUAACAGUGGGACAAACCAACAGAAACCACUAUAGAUAGCUGUUGUAUGGUUUUCUGUUAUACUAAAACGUGAUGUCAAAAUACUUGUUGGAGCGUUUGAUCGUCGCAACCAUGUGCUUUCAUUAUUUCUAUUUGCAUAAAUCCUUUGCCAACUUGAGUAGGUGAGUCUCUGAUUGGAUAACAAGACGGUCUGUUAAGUUCCGAUAGGGAGACAUUCCCAUAAUCGUAGGGUAGUAAACUGUUGUGAUAUAAAAGCGCAGCUAGUCAGGCUUAAUAUAAUGGA